GAGGUCCUGCUGAAGGGAAAAUGCAAAGGAAAAACAGCGCAGGAAAACAAAACCCCCCAAAACAAAUCGUCCACUUAAUUAAUCCUUUUGUAUCAGUUUCUUCUCUUCAGCAAAGAAUUAAUGUAACGCCGUGCAACUGAUCCAGGAGGAAAUUGGUGGGCGUGACACUAUUUAAACCGUUUUGAAAACCAGGAGAAAGUGAGUGGAACUAAAGAUACGAAGAAAGGGGCGCUAACAUGAGUUCCUUGCCGGAGACCACGCGCUCCCUCAUGGAGGUGUUUGAUGGGAAACUGCAGGAUUUUACCAAUGAAAUACACAAUGUCCAUAUGGUGUGGCUGGAGGAGAUCCAGCAGGAAGCUUAUCGGAUGUUUUCCAGUGAUUUCAGCACCGAGCCAGAACUAAUGCCAAAGACUCCGUCACAGAAAAAGACGAACCGCAGGAAGCGAGUGUCAGUGGAGCUCAAUGAGUCUCGCAGUAAAAGACGUUUCUCCAAGGGCAGACGUAGCAACCUGCGUCGCUCGUCGGUCCAGAUGACCCUGAACACAAUCUCUGAACUCAUUACUCCUCACGUGCCGACCGACAGCUCUGAGAGUCUGAUUGAGGAACCUGCUCCGACGCGCCGCAACAAAACCACUGCCCCGGCUGAAACCAAACCGGUCAAGCGCAGCACUCGUAAGAAAGAUGGUGCCAAAGCUAAGGUGGAAGAAGUGGCAGAGAGCGUUCCAGACGUCCGUGAAGCUGUUGAGGUGCAGGACCAGAUCCUGGCGUCUGAAGCCGUGGUGAAGAUUCCCUCCUCGGAGCAUCUGAGUGCAGAUUCGCUGCUGAAGUCUGUGUCUCCGGGCCGAUCCGCUAAUAAAAUCCCCAUUGCUGGGGAUUCUGGGUUGCAGACGACACCUCAGAGAUCUUCUAGGACAUCCGCUCGGCGCUCGCUGGUGGUCCGCCGUUCUCUGGUGGGCCUCAGGCACAGCAUGACCCAGGAAGCUGUUCGCAGGGCAUCCCGCCGCUCUUUCCUAAAAAAGAAAGCCAGACUGGGAACCUCAACUUGCAGCAGCUCCGUCAGCGAGGACAUCUGUAAUGAUGUUCAAACUGAGGACAUGGAGUACAAAGACCAGGUUGAUGCACCUGAAAUAAUCACUGAGCCAUCUACUGAAACCGAACCUGAACCAGAAAUCGUCCAAAUUGAGCAAACAGAACCCGAGAAGACUGAGGAAAUGGAAACUGAGGUAAAAGACAAGCUUCUAGAAGAGAUUCCUGAAACUCCUAGCACCAGUCAGGACUGUCGCUUCACGCGAUCCAUGACCCGAUCAUCAGGAACAGAUGGAGCAAAAUCCAAAGGAGAUGACCGGCCUACACGUUCAGGUUCAAAGCGCCACGCGGCUCAGGAAAGCCACACACCCAAGAAGAAACUAUCUCCUCCUCAAAAGUGCCUCACGAGUAUCGCUCCACACAUGCGCUCGUUCGUACACACUGUGCAGAAGAACCAGAUGCUGAUGAUGACUCCUGGGUCUCUGGGCCGCAGCAACAUCAUGAAGUCCUUCAUCAAACAAUCAGUCACCAAAACCAACACUAAGUUGGGCUCUGGCUCUGUGGAGCGAGAACGGCAGAAAUUGGAAGCCUUGAACAAGAAAAUAGAACUAGAGAAUGAGCGAAAGAAAAAGAUUGAGGAGGAGAGACGAAAGAAACAGGAAGAAAUGAAAAGGAAACGCGACGAGCGAUUAAAAAGGGUUGUGGAGGCUCGAGUGAAAGGUGAAAAACAGGAGCAGGAAAAGAAAAAGAAGAUUGAAGAAAAGAUGGCUCAGCUGGAGAAGAAAAAUGACUUGCUGAGAGUUGAGCGGUUGGCCGAGGAGAAAGCCAAGAGGAAGGUGGCCACUAAACGACAGGAAGAGCUGGAGCUCCGCAAGAAACAGGAAGAGGCAGCCAGACAAAAGAAACUUCAGCAAGAGGAAGAGGCGCGACACCAGGAAAUGCUGGCCAAGCGCAAGGCUGAAGAGGAGCGAGAGAAGGCCCGUAAACUGGCCGAAGCCACACGAGCUCUGGAGCUGAAAAAGGAACAAGAGCGAGAGAAAGAGAAGGAGCGGGAAAGACAGGCUGCAGCUGAGAGAGAAAGACUAGAGAGAGAGAAGGCUAUCGCUCUUCAGAAGGAACUGGAGAGAGCAGCCAGAGAGAAAGAGAUGAGAGAAAUGGAGGAGAAAAGGAAGAUGAACUCUGUUCUAAAUACUCCAGUUGGGAAAGGAGCUCAUAAUAAGACCAUAAAUGUGACGGUGGACAUUGAGAACUCUGCUCUGAAUACUCCAGUUGGGAAAGGAUCUCCUAAUAAGACCGUAGAUCUCGGACCUGGACUCAACGUGACGGUGGAUAUUGAGCAGCAAUCCCCACAGUCCUACCAGAUCACACCAAAGGGCCAGAAAGUGGCUGUUUUAGUAAAUCCUGAAGACUACGGCAUGGACCAGAACAGUGAUGACUCGACUGAUGAUGAAUCUGCGCCCAGAAAACCCAUCCCAUCCUGGGCUCAGGGUACACAGUUGCAGCAUGCUGUUAUGAACCAGUAUUACAAUCCACUGGAUCUGGAUUCCUAUUUCGGGGAGCCUGAGCCCCCUAAACUGGAGGAGAUCUUCACUCGGUCCAAACCUCGCUUCUUUAAGCGAACCAGUUCUGCUGUCUGGCAUUCACCUCCACACUUGGCAAAUGAGUCCCACGUAGUUUUUUAAAUGGGAUGCUGUUGUAGAAAAUGUGGGGAUGGCAUUUGCCGGAGAGUGAGAUUUACUACGCUGUUAAUAACAUGUAUUCUAAUAAAGUUUUUAAGUGUA
Molecule: messenger RNA, 2807 nt
Organism: Puntigrus tetrazona (Sumatra barb)
Lineage: Eukaryota; Metazoa; Chordata; Actinopteri; Cypriniformes; Cyprinidae
Product: inner centromere protein A-like
Biological process (GO): mitotic cytokinesis; meiotic spindle midzone assembly; metaphase chromosome alignment
Cellular component (GO): midbody; chromosome passenger complex; nucleus
Molecular function (GO): protein serine/threonine kinase activator activity
Source: RefSeq, a predicted model, not a curated record